Molecule: messenger RNA, 972 nt
Organism: Labeo rohita (rohu)
Lineage: Eukaryota; Metazoa; Chordata; Actinopteri; Cypriniformes; Cyprinidae
Gene: arl4cb
Product: ADP-ribosylation factor-like 4Cb
Exons: 1
Coding region: 391-969 (192 amino acids)
Biological process (GO): endocytic recycling; intracellular protein transport
Cellular component (GO): cytoplasm
Molecular function (GO): GTP binding; GTPase activity
Source: RefSeq, a predicted model, not a curated record
GAGUUUCUUCAGUGUGAGGAGCAGCUGCUGCAGGGCCACUGCUGGCUUCCAUUCAUUACCAUACAUUCGCUUGUGUCCAUCACCGCAUGAGUAGACGCGUUCAUCUUAUGCCUAAAAGAGAUUCCUGAUCACACUGAUUCAUCGCUAAUGUGGACGAGCGCCGGGAGAGACUAAACGCCAAACCGUCAGGAGGUAUUUUUUCUGCAGUUUGUGGUGGGAAUGCUGAUGUGAGCUGUUACUGCGGAGACUCUCCGCUUAUAGAGGAGUGUUUACCGAGCUGAUCUCAGGCGCACUGCAAUGAUCGCUUCAUCACAUCCAGUCUGAAUUUGGUCGAAUCGCUGGUGCCGAGGGGACUGGAUUGGGUUUACCCCUGCUAACGAGGAGAUCAAAAUGGGGAACAGUUUCUCCAACAUAUCUGCGUUUCAGUCCCUCCAUAUAGUGAUGCUUGGCUUGGACUCCGCAGGGAAAACCACGGUCCUUUACAGACUGAAAUUCAACGAGUUUGUCAACACCGUGCCUACAAUAGGAUUCAACACGGAAAAAAUCAAGCUGAGUAACGGCACUGCCAAAGGAAUAAGCUGUCAUUUUUGGGACGUUGGUGGCCAGGAGAAACUCCGGCCCUUGUGGAAAUCUUACAGUAGGUGCACGGAUGGCAUUAUUUAUGUAGUGGACUCUGUAGACGUGGAUCGACUGGAGGAGGCCAAGACGGAGCUGCAUAAAGUCACCAAAUUCGCUGAAAACCAAGGAACGCCGCUCUUAGUCAUAGCUAAUAAACAGGACCUGCCGAAAUCUCUGUCUGUGGCGGAUAUAGAGAAACAGCUGGCGCUCCAGGAGCUCACGCCUGCCACCACGUACCACAUCCAGCCGGCCUGUGCCAUCAUCGGCGAGGGGCUUCACGAAGGCAUGGACAAACUGUACGAAAUGAUAGUCAAACGACGAAAAAGCCUCAAGCAGAAGAAAAAGCGAUAACUC